AUGACACCGUCACCCUCUCCGUCGUGCGACAAGGUAUGCCCCUCCACGCCGUUGCUGCCGCCUUCGCGCCCAACGCAGUGCACUCACGCAACUGCCUGGCACUGCGUGAUAGAUCCACUCGACGAUGCCCCAACACAAACCUACGAGAGCAAGCUGAGCAAAGCGGCGGCCAAACGGUUAUGGAAGGAGGUCAAGCGGGUGGCCGUGUGGACCCUGCCCCGCACGGACUACGCCCAAAACCUCUCCGACGACUGCUACCACUUGGGCAUCUCGGUGGAGGUGGAGCACAAGGACUUCGGCACGUUCAAGCACCAGGUCCCUACUGGACCCAUCGUGCUUGUUUCCAGCGUCAACCCCAACUGGACUGAACUGGCACGAUUUCUGACAUUCGUGCGAAGCGUUACGGAGGCCAUCGAAAAGGCCUCAGGCGUGCCCGUACCCGAUUAUGUGAAGUUGCGUUGGGAGAGCCGAAGCAAAGAGAGCCUUUGGAUCUAA
Molecule: messenger RNA, 495 nt
Organism: Acanthamoeba castellanii str. Neff
Lineage: Eukaryota; Discosea; Longamoebia; Acanthamoebidae
Exons: 5
Coding region: 1-495 (164 amino acids)
Source: RefSeq, a predicted model, not a curated record